CCAAAAAGUGCCGCUGUGAGUUGCCGCAAACGCGCCGAGGCAGCGAUUCCCACGGCCAGACGGUCGUAGACCUGCUCUCCAACGGAACGCCGAGACGCCAUCGACGCGUGCGCGCGCCGGGGCAGCCCAACACCAUGAGCGCCCACCAGCGCCAACCGAGGCACACGCCCCACGACGACGACGACGACGAGGAGCACACUUUGCUCCCCGCCCGCGAUGGAGACACGGACGACGACAUCGACGACCUGAUGAAGCAGCUGCCCGACGAUACGAUACGGGGCGCGCUCGUCGACGCCGGCGCCACCAAGCUCUUGGUACCAAUGUUAAUAGCGGCCUACGCGGUCUGGUACGCGGGCGUGCGCCACCCGAAGUACCACAAACCUCGAACACCCUUGCACCACUUCCCUCCCCAGAGAAUAGUUCAUCAUGCGGACCACCAGCACGAGUUGCGAAGGAGGUGGCUCAAGGCGACGCACGCCAUCGACCUUACUGGAGAGGGUUUCGGGUACACCGACGCCGCGUCCAUCACGAACGCCAUUCUCGAGCACCGUCGAAGUCUGUCGCCGGCGGACGUAGAGGUUUUUUAUAAUGAAGGGCGAUCAGGGAGAAGGCUGAGCGAGGAGAAUAUUACGUGCGUCUUCGGCCAUGGCCAUCGAGCGCCGCCCGACGGCCACCUGCGCCUCCCUCGAAGCUUCUACGAAAGUGCCAGCUUUGGCAUCGCGAUGCACCAUGAUUUGGACAACACCCACGACAUCUUGAGCGAGCGCGGCGAUCUAAGUGAGCUGGAGGCGGCCCUCAAGAACGCGUCGAUGUCCCCACAACCCAGUCGUGUGUUACCCUGGCGCGCUUUACUGGCUGACUCUGAUGACGACGUCGCGGAAGGCUGGGUCGCCCAAUACGAUUUGAGGGAUUUAGAAACGUGGCGCGCGGAGCGGAGAGGUAGAAUGGCGUCCCUUGAAGCCCCAUUGCGCGCGGAGAACGCCGGUGCGGUAGAUGAAUUGUGGAUGGAGGCCGAGCGCCAAAUAGAAAAAAUAGUGAGGCGCUUCGGGCUGCUCAUGUACGUGUCCUGGACGCCCCACGUCUGGGGCCGGGCCCGGCCCGGCGACGUCGUCAUGGAUGAUCUUACGCACGUCCACGUUUUACAAAAGACCGUGCCGGCGCGGUCGGGCUACCAGCACCUGCGGGACCAUGCCGUCGUCUGGGCCAUGUAAGGAGGGGUCUUGUUUAUUUUUUUUCGGGCUGAGUGGCGGCGCGGUGCUCGCGACAUGGCCCGACCCCCAUAAUUUGGUCUCGAGCG
Molecule: messenger RNA, 1297 nt
Organism: Pelagomonas calceolata
Lineage: Eukaryota; Pelagophyceae; Pelagomonadales; Pelagomonadaceae
Source: the annotation of a GenBank genome assembly